UGUGCCGGAAAAUCCUGCCUCUGUUCGGAAGUCCGGCUACGCCUACGCCAGAGAACUCUCUCUCUCUAUCUCUCUCUCUCUAGGCCCCCCUGCUUUGCUUCGUCUCUCUCUCUCUCUCUCUCUCUCUCUCUCUGAGAAAACUCUCUCUGCCCUUUUCUUGAUCUGCAAUAACUCGGCGCCUCUGGGCCUCAAAAUUCUUGAUUCGCCACCUGGGUUCCUGUUAUUCCGCACUGAAAAUGGGAUUGCUUCACAAUUCCAGGCAAUAGGAGGAGGAGAGAUUGUGUAUCGAGAAGAUUCACGGGGACAAUGGUGAGAUAAGUAUUCGAGCUCAAUCCCGACGCGGGGCCAUUCGCGUCGGUGGAAGCUCGGGGGAGGAACCCGUCGUCGUCGUCGUCGCCACCACCACCACCAUUGAUUUGAAGGCGAGAUUUGGUAAAUUCAUUGAAUAAUUGUGGGUCAACUGCUGUUCUGAUUGAUCUGAAACUAUAAGAGGAGGACAAGGAAAAUAAGAAAGGAAGGCACGAAAGAAAGGAAAAAAGAUUCAAUUGGGAUGGCUCGGGGCAGAAUCAGGGCUAAGUUCCGCCGCAGCAACCUCUAUACAUUUGCAUGCCUAAGACCAACCGCUGCCGAGUCCGAGGGCCCUCAGUCUCUCCAGGGCCCGGGAUUUUCCCGAAUUGUCCACUGCAACGAGCCAGUUUUGCACAAGAAGAAGCCCUUGAAGUACUGUUCCAACAGCAUCUCAACCACGAGGUAUAAUGUCAUCACCUUCCUCCCGAAGGCCUUCUUCGAGCAAUUCCGCCGCGUCGCAAAUAUAUAUUUCCUUGUGGCAGCAAUUUGCUCCCUGUUCUCGUUUUCUCCGUUCUCGCCCCUUAGCAUGAUAGCACCUCUAGUGUUUGUUCUCGGGGUUAGUAUGACAAAGGAGGCCAUAGAGGAUUGGCAUAGAUUUAUCCAGGACAUGAAGGUUAAUACCCGAAAGGUGAUGGUCCACAAGGGCGGGGGUGUCUUCAGAAACAAGCAGUGGAGGAACCUUCAGGUUGGUGAUGUUUUAAAAGUUGAGAAGGACAAGUUCUUUCCAGCGGACUUGCUGCUUUUGUCCUCCAGCUAUGAGGAUGGACUCUGCUAUGUGGAAACAAUGAACUUAGAUGGCGAAACGAACCUAAAAGUUAAGAGGUCACUGGAGGUAACUUUAGGGUUAGAUUCUGAUGAGAGUUUCAAGGACUUUAAGGGAAUGAUUCGAUGCGAAGACCCAAACCCAAGUCUGUACACUUUUAUUGGGAACUUUGAUUAUGAACGGGAGGUUUACCCGUUGGACCCGACUCAGAUCCUUCUUAGAGAUUCCAAGCUCAGGAACACAGCUUUCAUUUAUGGGGUCGUAAUCUUUACUGGCCACGACAGUAAAGUUAUGCAGAACUCGACUAAGUCUCCUUCAAAGCGGAGCAGAAUCGAGAGGAAAAUGGAUCGGAUAAUUUAUGUUCUUCUCUCAGUUCUGCUGGGUAUCUCUGUGAUCAGUUCUAUUGGUUUUUACAUUCAAACCAAGUAUCAGAUGCCCGAUUGGUGGUAUUUACAGCCUCAGAGCGGCACUUCCUGUUAUGACCCAAAUAAUGCCAUUGCUUCGGGCUUCUGCCACUUUGUGACUGCCCUUAUGCUCUAUGGCUAUUUAAUCCCAAUCUCUUUGUAUGUGUCAAUCGAGAUGGUGAAGUUCUUGCAGGCUAUCUUUAUAAACCGGGAUAUAGACAUGUAUGAUGGGGAAAGUGGGACCCCCGCCCAGGCGAGGACCUCUAACUUGAACGAGGAGUUGGGACAGGUUGACACCAUCCUCUCGGACAAGACUGGGACAUUGACCUGCAAUCAGAUGGACUUCCUGAAAUGCUCGAUAGCAGGGUCUGCUUAUGGUGUUAAAUCCAGUGAGGUUGAGCUUGCCGCGGCCAAGCAAAUGGCCGUUGACCUUGAAGAAGAGGAAAGCGGGAUCUCGGCCUAUCGAGGACCCAAUCACCAUGGCAGAUCGGAGAUUGAGCUCGAGAGUAUUGUUACGACUGUGGAUGGGAAGGAUGAGAAGAAGAAGGUUGUGAAGGGUUUUAGCUUCGAGGACAGUCGAUUGAUGGAUGGGAAUUGGAUUAAGGACCCGAAGGCGAAGGAUAUAUUGUUAUUCUUGCGGAUUUUGGCCAUUUGUCACACUGCAAUCCCUGAAAUAAAUGAGGAGACGAAUGAGAUCACUUAUGAGGCUGAGUCGCCUGAUGAAAUAGCUUUCCUUGUUGCGGCAAGAGAGUUCGGGUUUGAGUUCUUCAGGAGGAACCAAUCCAGCAUUUAUGUUCGGGAAGGGUGUCCUUCUCCUGGAGAUCCUGUUGAAAGGGAGUACAAACUUCUUAACUUGUUGGAUUUUACAAGUAAGAGAAAGAGAAUGUCUGUUAUCGUGCAGGACGAGGAUGGCCAGAUUCUUCUUCUCUGCAAGGGUGCUGACAGCAUUAUAUUCGAUCGACUGGCAAAGAAUGGGAGGGCAUAUGAGGAAGUCACCACAAAACAUUUAAAUGAAUACGGAGAAAAUGGGUUGCGGACGCUAGCUUUGGCGUACAAGAGGCUCGAUAAGGCUGAAUACACCUCCUGGAACAACGAGUUCAUGAAAGCAAAGACUUCCAUUGGAUCUGAUAGAGAGGCGAUGCUCGAGAAAGUUUCUGAUAUGAUGGAACGCGACUUGAUUCUCAUCGGCGCUACAGCUGUAGAGGACAAAUUACAAAAAGGGGUGCCUCAAUGCAUUGAUAAACUCGCCCAAGCAGGUCUUAAACUAUGGGUGCUCACUGGAGAUAAGAUGGAGACUGCAAUCAAUAUAGGAUUCGCAUGCAGUCUUCUUAGGCAGGGCAUGAAGCAGAUCUGUAUAUCUAUAAAUUCAGAUACACUAGGCAGACAAGAUGCAAAGAAGGCUGUAAAAGAUGACAUUCUGAUGCAAAUCACGAAUGCCUCGCAAAUGGUGAAACUGGAGAAGGAUCCCCACGCGGCAUUUGCCCUAAUCAUCGAUGGGAAAACCCUGACCUAUGCAUUGGAGGAAGACUUGAAGAAUCACUUCUUGGGACUAGCAGUCGACUGCGCAUCGGUGAUAUGCUGUCGUGUCUCCCCGAAACAGAAAGCGCUGGUGACAAGACUGGUUAAGGAAGGGACGGGGAAAACCACCCUAGCGAUUGGAGAUGGGGCGAACGAUGUUGGGAUGAUUCAAGAAGCUGAUAUUGGAGUGGGCAUCAGUGGCGUUGAAGGUAUGCAGGCUGUGAUGGCUAGUGAUUUUGCGAUUGCCCAGUUUCGGUUUCUUGAGAAACUCUUGGUGGUUCACGGGCAUUGGUGCUACAAAAGGAUCGCUCAGAUGAUAUGUUACUUCUUCUACAAAAAUAUAGCAUUCGGUUUGACAUUCUUCUACUUCGAGGCUGUCACGGCUUUCUCUGGGCAAUCCAUUUACGACGAUUGGUACAUGAUCCUGUUCAACGUGUUUGUUACCUCAUUGCCUGUCAUUUCGCUUGGGGUGUUCGAGCAGGAUGUUUCCUCGGAGAUCUGUUUACAGUUCCCAGCGCUUUACCAGCAAGGCCCCAAAAACCUGUUCUUUGACUGGUAUAGGAUACUGGGGUGGAUGGGGAACGGGCUGGUUGCCUCCGCGGUAAUCUUUGUCUUCAACAUUGCGUUCUUCUACCGGCAGGCUUUCCGGCCAGGGGGACAGACGGCAGACAUGACCACGGUGGGGACUGCCAUGUUUACAUGCAUUGUAUGGGUCGUGAACUGCCAGAUUGCGCUAACAAUGAGCCACUUCACGUGGAUCCAGCACCUCUUCAUCUGGGGUAGCAUCGGGUUCUGGUACCUGUUCCUCCUGAUCUAUGGGCUGCUCUCCCCAAGUUACACCGGGAACGUGUACAAGAUCCUGCAGGAGGUGCUGGGCCCUGCACCGAGCUACUGGACGAUCACCUUGCUGGUGACGGUCACCUGCAACCUCCUCUACUUCUCCCACAUAUCGAUCCAACGGUGCUUCUACCCAAUGGACCACCAUGUGAUCCAGGAGAUAAAGUAUUACAAGAAAGAUGUCCGCGACAAGAUCAUGUGGACCCGGGAGAAGUCCAAGGCUAGGCAGGAGACGAAGAUCGGGUUCACGGCUAGGGUGGAGGCGAAGAUACGGUACCUCAGAGGGCGGCUACAUAAGAAGCACCUCUCGCUCAACUCGCCCAGGACGGCCGUUGCCUCCCCAUCAUAACACGGGCAAGUUCGUCCGAGAAACUCAUUUUUCGCGCUCCUUAACAUAAUAUAAUUCUAUUGUAACAUUACUUGAUGUAGCGUGUGGGAGUGAUUUGAGUCCCAUUUUUUCCUGCACAGUAGCAUUGAAAACCGAAAAACUGUACUCUAUUGUAAAAUUUUGUCGAAUGAUAGCUUGCAAAAUAGUUUUGAUGCCUAACGUCUCAAUUUUCUAA
Messenger RNA from Punica granatum (pomegranate), 4433 nucleotides. The record is from RefSeq and is a predicted model, not a curated record. NCBI's taxonomy places the organism in Eukaryota, Viridiplantae, Streptophyta, Magnoliopsida, Myrtales, Lythraceae.